AAGAGUGAAGAGGGCAGAAGCUAGCUAGAGCUAGAAGAGGAAGGAAGGGGCCAAGGCAAUGGGAGAGGCUCUCAUAUUAAAAAGGGGGCUAAACACUAACCAGCCAUUUGCAUGCUCUCUCCAUAGACCAUCCUUCCUUUUCCUUUCAUCAAUUCCUCCCUUCCAUAUAUGCAGGCUAUGUCAUCUGCUUGCUUAUAACUACUACUAGUAGCUAGCUAGCACAAUAAGGAGAUAUAUAUAUAGUUCAUAGGUAACACCAAACUUAGCUACAAGGUGAAAUUGCAUCACUGAGAGGGAGCUAUCUUGUCUGCAUUUGCAUUGCAUUGCAGUGGUGAUCGAUUAACUAGCACUGAACAGUCGGUGAGUGAUCAUCAUCUAGGUAGAGCUAGAGAUCAGUGCAUGCAUGGGGCAUCACUCUUGCUGCAACCAGCAGAAGGUGAAGAGGGGGCUGUGGUCUCCCGAGGAGGACGAGAAGCUGGUCAGGUACAUCACCACCCAUGGCUACGGCUGCUGGAGCGAGGUCCCCGAGAAAGCCGGGUUGCAGCGGUGUGGGAAGAGCUGCCGGCUGCGGUGGAUCAACUACCUUCGGCCGGACAUCCGGCGAGGCCGCUUCACGCCGGAGGAGGAGAAGCUCAUCAUCAGCCUACACGCUAUUGUAGGCAACAGGUGGGCCCACAUUGCCAGCCACUUGCCGGGUCGGACCGACAACGAGAUCAAGAACUACUGGAACUCGUGGAUCAAGAAGAAGAUACGCAAGCACGUGCCGGCGCCGCCGGCUUCGAUCUCGCCCACGACGGCGAGCCCUCCAAACAGCCUAAUCGCAGCUCCUCCAUGCACCGGCAGCACGGGGACGUCAUCGGUCGCUGGCGGCGCCAACCACCGCCGGCCGCUGCAGCACCCGACGUUCAGCUGCACCGCCGACGAAGACGAGCAGCACCAUCUGCAGCUCGACGCCUUCAUGGGCCCCCAGGCCCAGGCCCAGCAGAGCAUCGUAAGCUGCGGCAGGGACGAGGGCUCUCCUCCGGGAGGAGCAACAAUGGCGGCGGCACCGCCCCCGCUCUUCAUGUUCGACACAUCCGGGCCGUUGUUCGCGACGACCCCGGCGCAGGAGCACCCGUUCAUCUCGAGCUUCACGGCGGCGAUGGCGGAGGGAGGAUGCUACGGCCUGCAGCUGCCUCCCCUCGUCGACGGCAUGGGCGCCAUGGCCAUGGACGACCACUGCAGAUACGAAAUCGUCGAGGAGCAGAAGCAGCAGCAGCAGCGGCGGCGGCCGGAGCCGGAGCUGGAGCUGGAGCUGGAGGAGGAGCGGUGGGUGGACGACGAGCAGCUGCUGAUGUGGCAUGACGUCCACGAUGAACUAACCACCACGCCCUCGUCCAACCUGCAAAGUGAUCAUCACUCCUCCCUCCUUUUUAUGGGGCCUAAUUAACUGAUUAACGCCAUCUUCUUCCUCUCAUCCAAGUUAAAACCCACAUAUGCAUGCAUAUAUGCAUGCUUUUGCUAGCUUCUUCCUCUCCAUGAUCCAAAACCAUAUCUCUCUCACAAAUCUCUCUAGCUCACAAACAUAUUACACAUAUAUACCUGAUCUCUGAUCUCUCUGUCUAUACAUGAAAUAACGAGGCUCUGGCUCCAUCGGUCCGAUACUCCAAUCCGAUCGACCAAGGCGCCCCGUCGCGUAAAUUAUUGUGUUGAGUUUUGCGGUUUUUUCUCGAUCGAUCAAUUUUUUUGUUUCUGUUUUUCCUUUUUUGGUUUGUGGACUGAGGAGUGUAAAGACAUUUUGUGUGUUAAUUGGGUUUUUGUAAAGAGAUUAAUUGCGUGCGUGCAUGCGCGUGCAUGCUUUAAUGCGUGGUUGCAUUGCAUGCAUGCCAUGGCAUGACAACACUGGUGUGUAAUUUGAUUGAUGUAUACAAAGUGAAUUUAUUAAUAAUAAUAAACCAAGAAUGAAGAAAGUUAA
Brachypodium distachyon (stiff brome) is the source of this 1954-nucleotide messenger RNA. RefSeq names its product myb-related protein Zm38. The coding region runs from base 404 to 1429 and encodes 341 amino acids. The record is from RefSeq and is a predicted model, not a curated record. The transcript has 3 exons. Lineage: Eukaryota; Viridiplantae; Streptophyta; Magnoliopsida; Poales; Poaceae.